GCUCUCUCUCUCAAACCUCUCUCUUUCUUCUUCCGAAUAGCUCCUAUGUUUCUCGACAGUUAUUUCGCUGUAUACCAGCUCCCGAUUCAACAUCGCGCAGCAAGUCUGAUGAUGAUCCCAAUCCUUGAUUUGGCACUUCUUAGAACAGUACCGCGCCACGCCGCACGCGCUGCACACGAGGUAUCGCGGUUUGGAAAGAUCGGUUCUCGCACAGCAAUGAUCACAGAUGCGCCGCCUGAUGCGGAGCCAAUGCGGCCUUAUGCGAUACCAACGAUUCAUAGCCUUUAUUGCACUGUCCGUGCCCUUGGUAACGGCCCGCAAAUAAAUCACCAGGUUCAAGUAUUCAUCAAAGUAACCAGAAUCGUCUGGCAUCAUCGUCAUCGCGUAAGCCCAUUGAUUGUAACCCGGGGGGCAUUCUUUCUUCAAUCGCUUAGUUUUAUCAAUCAGGAUAGCUCUCGUCGAUUCCUCUUUAAUGAGCCUGAGGUCGGCAUCCGAAAUUUGUGAAGCGAAUCUCACAGCAUGUCGGAAGCGAGCACCGAUUCUCAUAUCGGUGAGCACAACAUCUCUGUCGG
Pelagomonas calceolata is the source of this 572-nucleotide messenger RNA. NCBI's taxonomy places the organism in Eukaryota, Pelagophyceae, Pelagomonadales, Pelagomonadaceae. The record is from the annotation of a GenBank genome assembly.